CUUGGAUGCAUUUGUUUAGUAUUCGAUUCUUUUUUGGUUUCAGGAUUGGACACAGUAUGAUAACUGAUACUGAGCAGAGGGGUCUUAUAACACCAGGGAAGAGCAUUCUGGUGGAGCCAACUAGUGGAAACACUGGCAUUGGACUUGCAUUUAUAGCUGCUUCAAAAGGAUAUAAGCUCAUAUUGACAAUGCCAGCCUCAAUGAGUCUAGAAAGAAGGGUUCUUUUUAAAGCUUUUGGAGCUGAGCUUGUUUUGACUGAUUCUGCUAAGGGGAUGAACGGAGCAGUUCAGAAAGCUGAAGAAAUUUUGAAUAGCACGCCAGGUGUGAACCCUAUUGGCGUCCACAAUGUCCUCGAAGUUUCUGACACAGAGUUCUUGUUUUAGUCAAAGCUUCCACAUAUUAUUUACUCGUAGAAUUGUUUCUUUUUGUUCUUGCUAAAACUAGGGUGUUUCAGUUUGAAUUGGAAUGUAGUUCUAUAAAUAGGAUGUAUAUAAUGUACACUAGUGUUUUGGGAAAUUUAAGAAAUUUUGAAAGUAGGUUGUUUG
This is a messenger RNA of Camellia sinensis, 545 nucleotides long. NCBI's taxonomy places the organism in Eukaryota, Viridiplantae, Streptophyta, Magnoliopsida, Ericales, Theaceae. The record is from RefSeq and is a predicted model, not a curated record.